Melitaea cinxia (Glanville fritillary) is the source of this 1254-nucleotide messenger RNA. Its product is annotated as glycerophosphodiester phosphodiesterase GDPD6-like. Gene Ontology annotation, biological process: lipid metabolic process. The transcript has 2 exons. Gene Ontology annotation, molecular function: glycerophosphodiester phosphodiesterase activity. The record is from RefSeq and is a predicted model, not a curated record. The coding region runs from base 16 to 1167 and encodes 383 amino acids. Gene Ontology annotation, cellular component: periplasmic space. NCBI's taxonomy places the organism in Eukaryota, Metazoa, Arthropoda, Insecta, Lepidoptera, Nymphalidae.
UGAUCUUCAUUUUUAAUGCUUACGUUGAAAAUGACGAAGACAAAAUUAGUAAGCUUCACGGGAAUAGUAGUGAUUUUAGUGAUAGUAGGUGUAACGAUUGGUCUAGCUGCCCCUGCUACAUCUUCGGCUAGAAGAUUGACUGACCGUGGACCCGAUGAUUGUACACCUGUCAUUAUCGCUCAUCGAGGUGCAAGUGGCUACGUACCUGAACACACACUUGGCGCCUAUGCUCUCGCUAUACUAAUGGGAGCUGAUUACGUAGAGCCUGAUUUGGUUAUAACAAAAGACGGACAUCUAAUAGCAAGGCAUGAUAAUUCAUUAGGUUUAACUACAGAUGUUGCUAGUCAUCCAGAAUUCGCUCAUCGUCAUCGUUCUCAAGCAAUAGAUGGAAUCGAGCUUAGUGGUUGGUUCACUGAAGAUUUCACCUUAGACGAAAUCAAAACCUUAAGGACUGUUGAACGUAUACCUGAUAUAAGACCUGGAAAUGCUCGUCUGGAUGGCAGUUUUCAAAUACCGACAUUCCAAGAAAUAAUUGACCUAGUCAAAAGCAUGCAAAUAAGCCAACGCCGUACCAUCGGUAUUUAUCCUGAAAUAAAACACAGUAGUCACUUUAAAAAUAUAGGUUUGCCAAUGGAAGAACUCGUUGUCAAUACAUUUCAUAGCAACGGUUAUUUAGAUUCUAGUUCUCCUGUUUAUAUACAGUCAUUUGAAGUGAACAAUUUGAAAGAAUUGAAGAAAUUAACAAACCUUCGACUUUUGCAAUUGUAUGAGAGCGAUAAAUCAACUCAACCCGCUGAUCAAAUUUUGCUAAAUACAGGGCUUACGUAUUAUAACAUGUCUACGCCAGAAGGUUUAGCUGAGGUGGCAAAAUAUGCUGCGGCAGUCGGGCCAGACAAGGGCUAUAUAAUUCCACGUAAUGACGAUAAUACUCUUGGUGAUCCAACUACCUUUAUCCAAGAUGCUCAUGCUGUUAACUUAAAAGUUCAUCCUUACACUUUCCGUGCGGAAAACUCAUUUCUGCCCGAGGAAUAUAAAAGUGAUAAUCCAUCUGAAUCUGCUUCUGGUAAUUUAAAGGGUGAGUUGCAAAAAUUCAUUGAUGCUGGUAUCGAUGGUAUUUUUGUAGAUCAUCCAGACAUAGCUUUACGGUUACGUGGCCCAUGUUUAUAACAAUGGCAUUAAAUUUAGUGGAUAAUCGUAUUAUGUUAUUGCGACAAAAUUGUAAUGAAUUCAAAAUAAAGAUCUUUUAUAUACGUA